AUGCUCGCCGUCAGUAGUUUUGCAACGUUUGCUGGGUUUUGGCAUGUCUUGCUGGUCAGCUUCAAGUUGAGCCACAGGCCGAACUCUACAACAAGACUACAACUCAGAUCGCUUAUCAAUUCUGCUAUCUUUUGGUCACUGAUCGGUGCCAUAUUAAGUAUUGUAUGGGCAGCACUGACAACAUGCGAGAGUCAAUACAAUGUAUUCAUUGUCUCUCUAUUCUUUGGUGUACUCUUCGGUGCCAUUACUGGAGUAUUAGGUCCACGAAUCUUGGUUGAUUCAUUUUUCCUACACCAAAAAGAAAGAGCUUCACUGUUUUUCAUUGUGGCAGGACCAACAUCAUCGGCUCUCAUUUCUGCAAAGUCGGUAUGGAUGAAUGCGUAUCGAUGGACGACAGGAUUAGUUGGUUUGGCUGUCAUUUUGGUAUUUCUAUUUCUACAUGAAACCUCUUGGGAUAGAACGCCUGGAGCCGUUAAUCCUGAUCCACCAUCGUCUUUUAUUGUAAACAGGAUUGCAACAUUUCUUCCUGGUACCAAAGUCACACCAAGGACAUCUUUCUCGCAGACUCUCAAAAUCGCAAGAAUUCCAUUUCUUAUUGCCAUCUCCCCAGUUUGUCUAGUCCUCAGUAUCUUCACAUUAACCAACUUUGGCUUCUACGUCGCCAUGAAUUCGCUUUCUCCAACAUUUCUUUAA
Botrytis deweyae is the source of this 693-nucleotide messenger RNA. RefSeq lists its product as uncharacterized. The transcript has 4 exons. The record is from RefSeq and is a predicted model, not a curated record. Bases 1 to 693 code for a protein of 230 amino acids. Lineage: Eukaryota; Fungi; Ascomycota; Leotiomycetes; Helotiales; Sclerotiniaceae.